UUCUUUUUUAUUUUCUUCUUUCCCACUUUAUGUGUGUAUAUAAACAAAGCUGCGCAAACCCAUCAACCAUCCUCCUUACCACUCACUACUUCUCCAUUCAUUUUCUCUCUCUGCAUGAGAACUGAGAAUUGAGAAUUGAGAAUUGAGAGAGAGGAAGAGAGAGCUCUAGGGUCACUCAUAUCAUCACCAACUGAGUCUAAGCUUCUUCUUGUAUCCUUUCAGUUUUCAUUUUGUGAGAUAGAGAGUUUCACUUUGAGUUUGCUAUCAUGGGUGCACUAGCAGUCAACGACCAUCCUUGGGCAUUCACAUUUGGUAUCCUAGGAAAUGUAAUCUCGUUCAUGGUUUUCCUAGCCCCAGUGCCCACAUUUUAUGGAAUUUACAAGAAAAAAUCAACUCAAGGUUUCCAAUCGGUGCCAUAUCUGGUAGCAUUGUUCAGUGGGAUGCUUUGGUUCUACUAUGCGUUGGUGAAAAAGAAUGCUAUGCUUCUCAUCACCAUUAACUCCUUCGGAACUGUAAUAGAAACUAUCUACAUCGUCAUGUUCAUUUUUUAUGCACCAAAGGAUGCCAGGAAAUUCACCCUGAAAUUAUUUGGUUUUAUGAACGUGGGGCUCUUCUGCUCGAUCCUUGUCCUUUCACACUUUGCUGUGAGAAGUGAAUACCGGGUCCCAGUUCUUGGCUGGAUCAAUGUCGCCAUUUCUGUCAUUGUUUUUGCUGCCCCCUUAAGUGCUGUGGCACAGGUCAUCCGAACAAGGAGUGUGGAAUUCAUGCCAUUUUACUUAUCAUUUUUCCUUACAUUGAGUGCCGUAAUGUGGUUUUCCUAUGGUCUUUUCCUCAAGGACAUUUGUAUUGCAAUUCCAAACGUGUUGGGUUUCAUUCUGGGGUUACUUCAGAUGCUGCUCUAUGCAAUCUACAGAAACCGCAAACAGGUGAUCAUAGAAGAUGAUGAGAAAAAGAUACCAGCUGCUGUUGCUGCUGAUCAGCACGUGAAAAACGUUGUCGGUUUAACCACAUUACCAACUUCCGAGGUUCAUCCGGUGGAUCCUCCUCCGCAUGACCACCGCAAAAGCGUGGAGGUGGAUGCAGGCUCUCACACUGCUGCAGUAUCAUGUGCAUAAUUAUAUAUAUACAAGUCAUGAUGAAUCCGGCGUCGUUUGAUGUGUAUGUGUAGUGUUGGUACAGCUAUACCGUACGCUUGGCUUGGCUUCAAUUCUGCUCAUUAUAAUUAUUAUUAUCAUAAUUAUAUUAAUAAUAAUAAUAAUACUUAAUUGUGAUAUGA
Molecule: messenger RNA, 1276 nt
Organism: Prunus avium (sweet cherry)
Lineage: Eukaryota; Viridiplantae; Streptophyta; Magnoliopsida; Rosales; Rosaceae
Gene: SAG29
Product: senescence-associated gene 29
Biological process (GO): carbohydrate transport
Cellular component (GO): membrane
Molecular function (GO): sugar transmembrane transporter activity
Source: RefSeq, a predicted model, not a curated record